Molecule: messenger RNA, 1101 nt
Organism: Stegastes partitus (bicolor damselfish)
Lineage: Eukaryota; Metazoa; Chordata; Actinopteri; Pomacentridae
Source: RefSeq, a predicted model, not a curated record
AUGGGCGUAGUACUGUCCAGAGUGAAUAACAGUUGUAGCGCGGCCUCCGGAGAGCCUGUCAACGCAUUCCAAACAGUGAGCAGAGAGUUCAACAGCACUGACAGCGACCAUUCCUCCAUCAUACCUAUCCAGAACAAAGUGCUGUAUGAGCCAGAGGAGGUGCUAGUUCCUGCUCUUCCACAAACAGCUUGUGUAGAGCGAGGCUACAUCACCCCGCAGCAAGUGUACAACCUGCUGAACGCUGAGGAAGGCCAGCCCGCCUUGUACGAUCCCUACUACAUCCUCAUCCUGGACUGUCGCAGUGCAGAGAGGUACAAGGACAGCCACGUGGUAACGGCGCGGGCCGCUGUGACGGUGAUCCACCCUGAGCUGGGCUGUCUGAUCAGCUGCAUUGAGCUGCAGAAAUAUUCUAUAAUACUGCUGUACGCUGAAGAAGGAUGCAGCCCAGUGGGCAGUGUUAAGGCCAGGGCAGACUCCCCAGACCUCCAGCGCUGCUUUUUCCAGCUCAGCGGUUUGGGAAUGGACCCUGUGAUCCUGCUGGGGGGAUUCUCAGCCUUCCAUGCCCUCUACCCUUUCCUCUGCACACCACGCAUGGUCCUGGUUGAACCUGAGCGGCAAACCCUCACCAUCUACCCCUCAGAGAUCCUGGAAGAGGCUCUCUACCAGGGCUCUGCCUCCCAGGCCUCUGACUACCGCAUCAUCAAGAACCUACACAUCACACACGUGGUCAACGCCACUGCCAACAGCCCCGACGCCUUCCCCAACACCCUGUGCUACUUGAGGCUACGUCUCAGCGACGACUCCCAGCAGGACCUGGUGGAGGCUCUGCCGCUGGCCUCCAGGUUCAUCAGCGCAGCGCUGAGGGGCGAGCCUGCAGGCCGCGUCCUGGUCCACUGCAGCAUGGGCAGGAGUCGCAGCUCCGCGCUCACGCUGGCCUUCCUCAUGGAGCAUCGACAGUGGUCGCUGCUUCACGCCCUGCGCUGGCUGAAGGAAAGGAGGGCAUGCACAGCGCCCAACGUGAACUUCCUGCGUCAGCUGCUGACCUACGAGGAGCAGCUGUUUGGGAGCAGACUCACCUCCCUGGAUGACAUCCGGCGAUGA